Molecule: messenger RNA, 1495 nt
Organism: Salvia hispanica
Lineage: Eukaryota; Viridiplantae; Streptophyta; Magnoliopsida; Lamiales; Lamiaceae
Product: protein IQ-DOMAIN 17-like
Molecular function (GO): protein binding
Source: RefSeq, a predicted model, not a curated record
UACUGUUUCCCACUACACUACUAUUCAACAUUUAAUUUACCUCUAUCCCAUAGCAUAUAACCAAAAAAGAAAAGCUCCAAAUUCCCCAAAGCUUCUUCUUCUUCUCAUGGGAAACAAGAGUGGGAGGAAUUCGUGGUUGAAUGCAGUGAAGAAGGCCUUCAGAUCUCCCACCAACGACGAUGAGAUGAAGAGAAGCAGCAGAAGAAGAGAAGAUGACGAGCCAGAAGAUGAACAAAAAAAAAGUGGAAAGAAGAGAUGGAUAUUUGGCAGAUAUUUAUCUGUGGAGAAGACGAGUCAGCACAACGUUAGCGGAGAAGAGAAUUUGGUGAGGAAGCAGCCCAGAAUGGAGGGCGAGCACAAACAUGCAUUGGCGGUGGCUGUGGCGACCACGGCCACGGCGCAAGCGGCGGUGGAGAUGAUCCGGCUCACUAGGCCGGCCCUUUUGCUCAAACAAGGCAAGGCCGCUCUCUUCAUUCAGAAAAUUUUCCGAGGAUACCUGGCAAGGAGAGCUCUAAUGGCGUUGAGAGGCGUGGUGAAGCUGCAGGCAGUAAUAAGGGGCCACAAUGUCCGAAAACGUGCAAAAAUGACUCUCCAAUGCAUCCAAUCUCUCGUCCGGGUUCAAUCCAUAGUUUGUGACCAGCGCCGGAGGCUGUCCUGCGAAGCCGCAACCUUAGACUCAAUGUUCACGCAGUCCAGUCGAGUUUCGAAUCGCUCGGACGUUGGUCCUACCGAGCUUGAGAAAAUUCAUGCUUUAAUACACAAGACAAAAGAAUGCUCACUCAAACAGGGCAACACUCUAGCUCAUGCAUCGUCUAAGCGGAUUUGGGCGACUGAGGAUGAAGAUUCAAGCAGGAAAACAGGAUAUAGUUGGAUGAGGAAAGAUAGGAAUCUAUGCAAUCAAAGAGAUCCAAUCAAGACUAUUGAAGUAGAUUCCAUGUUUAUGCCCGCAGGUUUCAAUGCGAAGCGCCUCAAUCUCCGUCUUCAAUCUCCUAGCACUCCCAAGACAAGGCCCAUCCCGUGUUACCAGCCAGACGCAGCUGAGUCGCCUAGCUCGCGAAGGAUGAGCAUGAGCGACAAGUCUUGCCCUCUGCCUCGGCCAAACUAUAUGGCGGCCACUGCAUCAGCUAUAGCGCGUGUUAGACCAAACAGCGCGCCAAGGCAGUACAGGCAGUCGAGCCCGAGUAGAGAGGUGGCUAAGAAGCGCCUCUACUUCCCUGACCAAGAUUAUGUGGAUCAAUCCAACUACCAAAGAUGCAGAGAUAAUAAGCCUUAUUACGCCACAGAUUGACAUGCAAGAAGGGAUAAUGUGCCUAAUUUUCUAUGACAUUCUUAGAUGAAUGCACAUAGUAACUGUAAUAAGCUCAGCAAGCAAUCUUCAACAACUUAUGUCUGAUCUUGAAAUUCCUCAGAAUUUUUUUCCUCUGUUUUUCUGUGUUAGGGAAUUUGACUCAUUUUUGGAACAAUGCUGAAAUGUCUUAGAAUACUGUUCCCCGGA